GAAACUCUAUAAUGAUCUAUAAUAUUAUUAUCACAUGACCUCAAGUGAAAGACUGUUUUUUGGGUCGUUAUAGAGAAACAUGGCGGCUCCACCAGUAGGUCGAUACAAAAUAGGACCAAUAACAGAGAAAGACACUCUGGUUGAGUAUGCCAUGACACCACGACACACGGUAAAAACCUUUCAAGUAGGAGAUGCUAUUCAACAUUUAGCACCAGGAUCAGAGGAAAGCAGUAUCUUACCUGACCUGCGGGAGGUUUUACCACUUAUACAGGAGAUGCCGGUUUAUGAGGACGAUGUGUUUAUAAUUGCAUCUGCUAAAACUGGAACGCAUUGGACAUGGGAGAUCGUUAACAUGCUAAUGAAAGGUAAAACAGACUACGAGAAGAUGUCAAAAGCAAGACGACAGCUAGAGUUCCAUUAUCCUGACGAAUUCAAAGACAUGCCGAGACCUCGUGUCUUCAAUACACAUCUACUUUUACAUCAUAUUCCUAAGCAGGCUAUUGAAAAGAAGUGUAAAGUUAUUGUGGUUCAGAGAAACCCAAAAGAUACAGUUGUGUCUUUGUUUUACCACAUGAAGGCUUCUGGGGCGUUUGAUGCUGAAACUACAUUUAGUGAAUUCCUAUCAGCAUGGAUGAACCUAGAAACUGUCACAAACCACAACUGGUUUUAUUAUACCAAGAAACUACAAGAACUGUUAUAUGACCAGACCGAUUUACCCAUACACAACGUGUACUACGAAGAUAUGAAAUCUAACCCAGUUGGUGAGGUUAAGAAAAUCGUGGAGUAUUUAGGUAUAAACAGAGCUGACGACUUUAUACAUCAAGUUGUGGAGAAGUGUUGCUUUGAUAAUCUGAAGAAAGCUGAUGACACCAAAGUUUCUGCUCUUGAAGGAAUUCCGAAGCAAGCAUUUUCAUUUAUGUAUAGAAAAGGAGAAGUCGGAGACUGGAAGAACCAUUUUACUGUCGCAGAUAAUGAAGAAUUUGACAGAAUUUACAACGAAAGAAUGAAAGACAUUAAGUUCACUUACAAAUAUACAUUAUAAACAGUCGAUUAGUCAAUACAACAAUCUCCCAUCGUUCUAAAUGUUUCGAUGUACUUUUUUAAUGCAAUGCAGUAAAAUUUUGACCAAGUAUUGUUUCAUGCGAUGAAACAAAGAAAAAAAGUGUAUGUUUUUGUUUACUGUUGAUUCAUGUUCAAAUUAUAUAUUUUUAUUCAGAAAGGAUUCAAUGUGUACAUGAUGUUUAUUUCACAAAAUGAAAAUAUAAUGACAAACUUGUUUAUGUCGGAGGUAAAUAGUAGACAACUUAUCAAAUAAAAUUGAAAAUGGAAA
Mytilus trossulus (common blue mussel) is the source of this 1330-nucleotide messenger RNA. RefSeq names its product sulfotransferase 1A1-like. Gene Ontology annotation, cellular component: cytoplasm. Gene Ontology annotation, biological process: sulfation. NCBI's taxonomy places the organism in Eukaryota, Metazoa, Mollusca, Bivalvia, Mytilida, Mytilidae. The transcript is spliced from 7 exons. Gene Ontology annotation, molecular function: sulfotransferase activity. The record is from RefSeq and is a predicted model, not a curated record. The coding region runs from base 80 to 1042 and encodes 320 amino acids.